Messenger RNA from Drosophila willistoni, 3271 nucleotides. It is a transcript of the gene Edc3, whose product is annotated as enhancer of mRNA-decapping protein 3. Gene Ontology annotation, biological process: P-body assembly; deadenylation-independent decapping of nuclear-transcribed mRNA. Gene Ontology annotation, cellular component: P-body. The transcript has 5 exons. The record is from RefSeq and is a predicted model, not a curated record. Lineage: Eukaryota; Metazoa; Arthropoda; Insecta; Diptera; Drosophilidae. Gene Ontology annotation, molecular function: mRNA binding. The coding region runs from base 542 to 2797 and encodes 751 amino acids.
AUUUUAUUUGGUGUGCAACUAAACUAAAAUUCACUUCUUUUUGCAUCGUCUGAAGUGAACAGACAUCAUGAGUUUCAAUUAAUCAAAAGUUACCUCGAAAUUUAAUACGAAUCGUGGCCAUCCAAAAACGCAAUCAACUCAGCAGAUUUCCCGGCAGUAUCAUUAACAACAACAACGCGCAACUCUCUAUAUUGCAAAAUUUCUCGCCUCACCAAAAAAAAAAAAAAAAAAAAACGAACCAACCAACGGCUAGGCUGGCAAAAAGUUGUCGAGGGGUCGGCUUGGUGCGCAGUAGAUAAAAGAAGAGUGUGUGUGCCCAGUGGCAAAACAAGCGAGAGAGUAAGGUGGGGGCGAGUGAAAUUGCGUGUUAAAAAGAAACCAAACAACAACAAACUGUGCUCAACGCAGGCAAACAUUAUAUCAAAACGAACAAAAAAAACAAUUGAAAUUGCGGAGAGGAGACAGAGAGUGGGAGAAAGAGAGGUGUCAGCUACGGAUAACGGAGGAGAAGAAAACGAAACGAAAGCAAAACGACAUUUUCAUGGGUCUAACAGAUCAACAGGAUUGGAUUGGUUGUGCGGUGUCCAUCACAUGCGACGAGUUCCUCGGUGUUUUCCAGGGUCUGAUCAAGCAGAUCUCCGCCGAAGAAAUAACCAUAGUGCGUGCUUUCCGCAAUGGCGUCCCAUUGCGCAAGCAGAACGCCGAAGUGGUCCUCAAAUGUUCGGACAUUCAAGCCAUCAAUUUGAUUGAGCCCGUUAAACAGGAUGUGGAGUCUCAUGCGACGCCAGCGGUGAUUAAUAAGCCAACGCCAGUUAAAUUGCCACAGUUUUCCAAUAUUCUUGGUAAACAGCAACAAUUGCAAUUGCAACAACAACAACAACAACAGCAGCAGCAACAGCAGCAGCAACAGCAACAGCUGCAUCAACAGGAUGAGCCGCACGCCCAGUUCCAGACAUCGAAAACUGGCAAAGUGAAUGGCCAUGGCAGGACAACGGGCGGAGGAGGAAGUGGCAGCAGCGGCGGAGGAGUAUCAGGAGGAAAGUCUACAUUGAGCGAUCAAAUGCAGCAACUAAAACUCAAUGGCUCAAUCCUAAAUGGCGCCAAUGGCGUAAAAAGGACGCCGCAAACGUCGCGAGCCUCCAGUGCUCUGCAGCAACAACAACAGCAACAUCAUCAACAACAACAACAACAACAACAAAUAGCUACAACUCCAAACAGUGUAGCUGCAUUUUUUGGCAAUAUGAUACCAUCCAAGGUGGAGGUGAAGCUGGGCACUAGUGCCUAUAGCUAUCGGAGUAGCAGUGCCGAUGGCAGUAGCGGUAGCGGUGAGGCUGGAGGAAGCGUUGGUGUCGCCAUCAGUAAGCCCAUCGAUAUUAUAGGUAAUGGUGGUGGAGGAGGUGGAGUGGGAGGGGGUGCAGGAGGACCUGGAACUUACUAUCAACAAACACAGGCAGCUUCUAGCUAUGGUAAUGGCAGGCGUAACAAUGGAAAUGGCUCGUAUACCAAUGGGAACGGAAAUGGGAAUGGUAAUGGAAAUGGCAUUGGAAAUGGCAAUGGUAAUGGAAAUAAUAAUGGCAAUGGUGGUAAUGGUAAAAAUAAAAGAAAUCGGAUACGUCGGGAAAGUAGUAUCAGGCAACAGCAAGUGCAUCAGACAUUCGGCAGUGAGGCAGAUGAUCCCUUGCUUCAGGAGGAUUUCGAUUUUGAGGGUAAUCUGGCUCUAUUCGAUAAGCAGGCCAUUUGGGAUGACAUUGAGUCUACCCACCAAAAGCCCGAUGUGGUGCGCCAUUUGGAGCAAAAGAAUCAACACCACCAGCAUCAUCAUCAUCAUCAUCAUCAUCAUCACCAUCAGCCGGAGCAGAAGUAUCGGCACGAUGAAAACAUUUUGGCCAGUAAGCCGCUUCAACUACGCCAGAUCGAGAGCAUGUUCGAAGGCAGUAAUGAUUUUGUGACCGACGAUGGUCUGAUCAUCCCAACGAUUCCGGCCUAUGUGCGCAACAAGAUCGAGCUAAGCGCCGAGAGAGCGGGCCUAUCUCUGCAGCGGCAAAUCGAUAUAUUGGCGCGUGGAGCCAGCGAUCUAGCCAUUACCCUGCUAGGCGGCGCUAGACGUUUGACACCGGCCAACAAUCAUCAGUGGCCCAAGAUAGUCAUCAUUUGCGAUGACGUUAAAAAUAUGAGAACAAUCAACAUUGGAGCUGCCACGGGUCGCCAGUUGGCUUCCCAUGGUCUUACCGUAAUGCUUUAUGUGGAGCAGGCCGAAUUAAUUGAGAAGAAUAACAACAGCAUUGAGAUUUCCCUAUUUAAGGCCACAGAUAAUAUCAUAGUUCACUCAGUGGAUGCCUUACCCACACCAGAUCUUGUGAUAUUAUCAACAAACGUCGCCAAUCUAUCCGAUGCAAUUAACAAAUGGCUUAGCGUUAAUCGUGCUUCGGUGCUGGCCGUGGAUCCGCCACCGUGCGGUAUUAAUGAGGUUGCUAUUAAGUACUCAAUACUACCCAUUUUACCCUUGAAUGGCAUAUCAACAGUAACAAAGACAACAUCAGGAGCAGCAGCUGCACUAUCAUCAUCGACCGCAGCCACUCCCACACCAGGGACAUCAUCAUCAUCAAGCACGGCAGCUGCGGCAGCAAUGCAACAACAACAACAACAACAGCAGCAACAACAAACAUCAACGAACAAUUGUGGCAAAUUGUAUUUAUGUAAUUUAGGUAUACCGGAUAAAUUCUAUCGUGAUUGUGGCAUUAAGUACAAAAGUCCAUAUGGACAUAAAUAUGUGAUACCGAUUCACUCAAAGGACUGAAACAACGACAAAAACAAACAGCAACAACAACAACAACAACAGUAACAGUAACAGCAAUAUACAAUUGCACCAGUAACAGUAACACCAACAACAGCAACAUCAGUAAUAUAGCAACAGCUGCAACAACAAACACCCAAAACCCACACCCACCCCCUACAUCAAUAAACCAAUAAUAAAACUAAUAAUACGAUUACUAAUAACACCAUUACAUACAACUUAACCAAACCGACCACAACCCAUCCCCACCUCCCCCCCGCGCACAUUUGUGAUGAUCAUCAAGUCCAGUUUCCUGUGAAUCUAGCUCUUAGCACUCGAUUUAUAAUUUGAUCUAGAUGCAUAAAUUUUAGUUUCGUAAAUUAUAGUUGAUUAUGCCUCAAAUCUACAUUUACAAAAUUAUUAUUAUUAUUAUGUACUACAUAUUACUAUUAUAAUUAUACAUACAUAUAUAACGACAACUUUAACUAUUACCAUUUA